Molecule: messenger RNA, 324 nt
Organism: Moneuplotes crassus
Lineage: Eukaryota; Ciliophora; Spirotrichea; Euplotida; Euplotidae
Source: the annotation of a GenBank genome assembly
AUGGAAUCUUCUUCAGUCCCCAGCAGCAUCCAAGAUUCUUCCAAAGGAGUCUUAAUUACAGUCCAUGCCAAGCCUAAUAGCAAGAAUGAUAGUAUAAUAGAGAUUGAUGAUGAGUGUGUUAAUUUGAGUAUUACGGCUCCCCCGAAGGAUGGGAAAGCGAAUGGGAAUAUCUGAGAAUUCCUAGCAGAAACACUAGGGAUAAAAUAAAAGGCAAGUUGAAAUAGCAAAAGGAGGGAAGUCAAAGAAUAAAGUCGCUAUUAUAAAUGCAGACACAGGCCUGACAGCUGAGGAAGUGUAUGAGCUCUUAAAGGAGGAAAUCUAGGA